Sparassis crispa is the source of this 459-nucleotide messenger RNA. RefSeq lists its product as hypothetical. The record is from RefSeq and is a predicted model, not a curated record. Lineage: Eukaryota; Fungi; Basidiomycota; Agaricomycetes; Polyporales; Sparassidaceae. Bases 1 to 459 code for a protein of 152 amino acids. The transcript has a single exon.
AUGACGGACAGCUUUAAUAUUCGGUGCGAAGCACGUAUUCAACGCAUCGACAAUUAUGACCACGCCCGUGAUAAGGACGUAGCCGACCUGGAGAAGUUGGUACCGAUCUCCCCCACAAUCGGCAUAAUUGUCCUCGUCAUCCUCCUCUUCGCUGUCCUUCUCCUUGCCCUCCUUCUCCUCCUACUCGUCCUCUUCGUACUUCUCUGCCACUUCGUCGUGCUCCCUCAGGAUCUCGUGGUCGCAACAUCGCUCAUCCUGCCGGACAUUCCAUUCUCGCAAGCGUCAUCUGCCGGGGUUCAAGCAUUGGCCAACACCACACCACCCUCCUCGUCCUCUUCACGCUCUUUGGACUUCCUAGCCAUCUCCUCAUCCCCGACCCAGGACCUCGCUAUCCCUCACCUGUCAUGCCCGUCCCGUCGUUAUCGCAAGUACCUUUUAAUGAAGCCAAGGGAUUUGUGA